This is a messenger RNA of Effrenium voratum, 6267 nucleotides long. The record is from the annotation of a GenBank genome assembly. NCBI's taxonomy places the organism in Eukaryota, Dinophyceae, Suessiales, Symbiodiniaceae.
AUGGCGCUGACCAGCUCACCGAAAGCGAGACGCCAAGGAUCCAAGGAGGAGAAAAGCUCCAAGAAGGGCUGGGGCAGUGAGAAAGGUGCGAAAGGCAUCAAGAAGAGCGCCAAAAGUUCGAGGCAAAGCGCCACGAGCCCGAGGCAAUGCACCAAAAGCAGGCAUGCCAAAGGCUGGAAGCAUGGUGGUAGCUGGACGCAAGGCGGCAGCUGGAAAGGCGCAAAGACCUGGAAGACCGAAGGAAAGCGAAGCGACUGGAAAGUCGCCGGAUGGAAGGGCGCGCCUGAAGUCUCAAGUGCAGGCAACUUGGAUCGCCGGCGCCCGCUGGCGGAUCUGAUCGACUACGCACGUUCCUGUUCCAAGGCUCUGGACGGGCUGUCCGGCCAGGAGGAGCAGCUGAUGUCGACCAGGGCUUUGGAGGAGAUGGGGGAGCGGCUUCUGCUGGUGGCUGCGGACCAGAGAGGCUCCAAGCCCUUGGAGAAGUUGAUCAAGAAGGCGGCGUCGGAGGGGUUUCUUGCAGCCUUCAAGAGGCUGCUGGAUGACUUGGAUAACUUGGCGCCCAACCAAUACGCCUCGCACGUCCUGGAGACAGCGCUCAAGUCUUGGGCGGAACGCUUGGGACAGGAGAAGGAUCCGGAAUUCUUCAAGCCCAUAGUCGCGACCUGCAACAAGGUGCAGGAGGAGGGCUCGUGGGACUCCUUGAUGAACAGCCCCUGCUCUGCGCACGUGGUGCGGGGCUUGCUGAUGGCCCUGGGUGGCUACGCCCCAGAGACUGACAAAGAAAAGGCCGCGAGGGCGGGGUUGCUGCCGCAGACCAAGCAUGAAGUUCCUCCAGAAGUCGUGGAGUGCAGACGCCAGACAGCUGCCAGUUUGAUCAAGCUGAUCCGACUAGACAGCAGCCUGUGCCUGAGCUCGCACGCGAGUCCAGUGCUGCAGCUCCUGCUGCGAUUGCUGCGAGACUGCCAUGACCGCGCCCUGCUGGCGGAAGCUUGUGCUGCAGUGGUGGGGGCCAAGGCUGUGACCGGGCCCCCGUGUUUGGAGCGCUGCGACGCGCUGCGGAGGUCGGCCCCCGGCUCGCGAGUGCUGGAGGCGGUCCUGGAGACCAGUGGCGCGGAGCUUUUUGGGGAGCUCUUCGCGCGCUUCUUCCGGCCCCGGCUCUCUGAGUUGGCCAUGGCGGAGUUCGGCCCUUUCUUGGUGCAGAAGCUGGCGGACGGGCUGCGGGAACCUCCGCAGCUACAGCUGGCCUUAGGUGAGCUGGACUUUGUGGCGUUGUUAGGCUCCGGGCAGAACGCGCAGCACGCAGUGGUGCUGAAGAUGUUGGAGGCGGCUCUCCGCCUGCGCGCGGGUCUGAAGGCGGCGGCGGGGAAUGUCUUCCGCGCGCUGGCGCUGCAGAAUGCCUCGGAGCACCCGAAAGCCUGGCCCACGCUGCUGGCCUUGCAGUCUCUGGAGGUGGACGACCUGUUGGAGAAGGAUUCCAAGGAGAAGGAUUCGAAGCAGAAGGAGAGCAAAAGCAAGGAGCGCAAAGCAUCGGACGCGGAGGGAAGAUUGCGGCGGCUGCCAGCUGCCGGGCCCACGAUCUUGGCGGUGCUCUUGCGUUUCCCCGCGGACACGGUCGCGCCCAUCACGGCGGGCUUGUCCAAGAUGCUGCGGCCCCAGCUGCUGCUGGCGAUGGCGCAGGAGGCCAAAACGGCGCGAGUCCUGGAGGCCGCUUUAGCCCCCUCCUCCGCCUUGGAGAAUCGACGCUUGAAGCUGGCGGCGGCCUUUAAGGGGCUGCUGGGACAACUGGGGCCCCACCACGUGGGCGGCUGGGUCUGCGCGGCGCUGUGGCGCGCCGCGCGAUCGCAGGAGAGCCUUCGGGAGGCCUUCGCUCAGGAGCUGCUGGCGGUGGAAGCCGAGCUGCGGCAGAGGAACUUCGCGGUGUGGAAGGUCUGCGGCCUGAACCAGGUGAAGCUGCGCAGCGAGGAGUGGGUGCAGCAGCAGAAGAAGGCGGGGAAGGUCCAGGCGCUCUUCGGCCCCUUGCUGGGGGACGAGGAGGCUGCGAAGGCUUUGGAGGCGCAGCGUGCGCGGGCCGCGGAGGAUGAGGCGCAGCGGCAAGUUGCCCUGGACCCCACGGUUGCAGCUUUGCUGCCCUAUGAGCCUGAAAGCCCCACCGGCGAGGCCGAGGCUCCUGCUCCUGCGCAGAACCCGAAGGCCACGCAGGAUGAGAGUCUCCAGCAAACGCUGCAGCUCAUUAAGACCAAAGCCGGGGUCAAGCGAAAGAGGCCCACGAGGCCGAGGAAGACUGAGAGUUCGCACCCGAUUCGCAACGUCUACAAGCUCGAAGAGAACUUCCGAGGCAUAAAGAGACGCCCCUGCAGCUUUGACUCGGGGCGAAGCCUCGGGGCGCUAGCGCUGUGCGGGACGCCAAAGCUUUGGCUGCGCGACAAGGGCCAGCCGCGUGCCGCACAGCUGGCCGCACAGACUCGGUUUCUUCCGAUGAGCACUCUGACGCAAAGCAACCAGACUGAAGAGGAGUACUUGGACCGAUGGUCCGAUGGGUUUUUGGAGAGGAACUGGCCUUUGGCGCUGAUCAUGGCGUUGGAGAUUCUGGUCGUUGGCGGCCUCUACUUGUACCACAUCGCUUGGGUGAGGGUGCAGAGGCAGCGAGCCAAGGACUCCGCCGUGAUGCGCCUCACCGAGGCCCUGUCCCUAGAGAUGCUUCGGCGCUUCCUCCCUGGCGCUCGGGUGGAAAAGUAUCGGUUUCGCGGCAUGGGCAGGAAGAAAGCUAUGGCUUCCAUCUCUUUCGAGGACAUUAGUCUCCAGCUUCCGAGCGGCGAGCAGAUCUUAUCCGGCGUCAGCGGAGAAUUCCGGGCCGGGCGGAUGUGUGCCAUCAUGGGCCCUUCGGGUGCUGGCAAAACCAGCCUGAUGAAUGUGCUCUGUGGCAAGGCGGCGUAUGCGACUGCCACAGGGACGGUGCGUUUCAAUGGCCAAGAGGGAGAGUACGCUGACUACAAGACCGUCAUGGGCUUCGUGCCCCAGGAAGACGUGGUUCACGAAGGCCUCACGGUGGGCGAACAGAUCCGCUUUUCGGCGGAUCUCAGGAAUGCCUAUGACACGGAGGCCGAGACGCGGAAGCGCAUUUGCGAGGACGUGCUGAAGGUGAUGCAGUUAGAUGGGCUUCAGAACAGUAUCGUGGGGGGUCUGGAGCACCGCGGGAUCUCCGGUGGCCAGCGUAAGCGGGUGAGCAUCGGACUCGAGCUCGCAGCAGACCCCACAAUGCUUUUCCUCGACGAGCCGACCAGCGGACUUGAUGCCGCGAGCUCGCUGCAGAUCGUGCAGUCCUUGAAGCGGAUGGGGCAGUUGGGCAUGACCAGCGUGAUGGUGGUUCAUCAGCCGCGGUACUCGCUGUUCUCCCUAUUUGAUGACGUCCUCUUGCUGGGUAAGGGAGGCCUGGGAUUCCUCAUGCCGCUCUCUGAGAACCCAGCGGAUUGGUUUAUGGACCUCAUCGCGGGUGAGGUGCCGAAUGUCCGAAUCCCGCAGUUCGUGCCAGACAUGCUCUUCGACAUUUGGGAGUUGAACAAAGACCGAGUGGAAAGAACGCAACGCGAGGAGGAGCAGGCCUUGAUAGAGGUCAACGAGUGGGAGGAGCUGGUGAAGAAGCUCGGGGAAGAGUGGCCGCGGAUCAGCUAUCGCAACGCGCCCUCGGCCAUGGAUCCUCGCCGGGAAGGCGUUUUGCGAGAGGAGGACCUGCUCCGUUUGCUGAAGAACAGCCUUGAGGAGGACGAGGAAGCCGAGGACGACAUCCGCCAGGCCUUUCGGGAGCUUCUGAAGCGCAUCGCCGGGCCCCACGCCUCGGUGGCCAGCCGUAAGGAGGUCCUGGAGUUUCUGGCGAGCCUGCAAGGGGUGGUGGCCAGUGACAAGGACCUGAAAACCGUGAAGAAGAAGGCUGCGAAUCCAAAGCCCACGCUUCUCCGGUCAUCUCCUGCAGUCAGUCCCAGAGAAGAGAUCAAGGAGGAAGCGAGCCCCGCGUCCAAGGCGCAGGAGCGGCGGGCAAGCGGCAGGCGGAUGCCGACAAUGAUCCCAGAGGAGGAGGACAACAAAGAUUCUGCCAGGGACACCUUGGCGGCCGGCCUCGCUCGGAGUGUGCGCGCGGAGGCGGCGCACCGGGCGCCGGCGGCGCCGGCAUAUCCGGAGCUAGAGUGCCUCACUCCGCGUCCCUUCCAGCCAGAGGGGGACCGCUUUGACUACGUGCCCACGAUGGUCACGGUUCCGAGCGUGGAGGAGGCCGAGACUGGAGAGGAAACUUCACGACGGCCAUCCAUCCCGUUUAAGCUGGUGGUCGAGUCUGUUGACGUGGAUGAGGUGGAGGACGCUCGAGCCGGGCCAACUCUGCACGCGGUGGGUAGCUCCGCCAGUAUGGCCACGGCUGCGACGAGUAUCUUGGAGAAGGCCCGACGCCCAGAAGAGUUCGUCGUCAGCUUGGACCGGGGCACGGUCUUGGGCGCCGACUUCAGCCUCAAGGUGGACAGGCUGUCAGUGAAGCAAGUCGCCCCAAGCGGUCGGGUGGCCGAUUGGAAUGCUGCGAACCCAGGACUGAAGCUCAAGAAGGGGGACGAAGUGACUCAAGUGAACGGCAUCUCCACUCCUCAGGAGAUGUUUCAGGAACUUCUGAAGGAUGAUCUGCAGCUCACCGUGCAACCGCGGAAGCAUAAACGAUCGUCGCGCGUGGAGGAUGGAUCUUUUCCUGCGAGCCCAUCCAGCGGAAUGAAAGAGGUGCCUCGCCUGAAUUUGCAGCGCGCACAAGCGCAGGCAGCAGUGGUGGGCCCGCGGGGCUUGCACGCCAGUCUCAGUGAGGAGCUCAAGGUGCUGGCCAGUCCUUCAAUGAAGUCCCGCCGGAGGAGCAAGGCCUCCAGUGAUGGCGAAGGAUCCAGCAGCAAUCUCAGCGAGUACAGCUCAGCGGCUGGAGACGAGGCCUCACGGGGUGCUUUGUUUCCGAGCCCGCGCGUUGAAGAGUCAACGCUGAAAAAGCUAUCACCUCGGACGCGGUCUGUGUGGUCCAGGCGUUUGGUCGAGCAGACAGACCUGCCGCCAAAGGGCACUGGUGGCAAGCGGGUUGCUUUGGCGGAUGACGCAUCCUGGUCAGAGUUCACCAUCAGCGGCAAGCCCAGCGAUGAGAACCUCGAGUCGGAGGCAAGCCGCUUCCGCACCAACGCGAAGGCAACCUUCCACACGACCAAGAGCUUCACCUCGGCAGCGAAUCUGCGAAAGCACGCCUCCAACAGCAAGCCCCCGGGCUUCUUGCGGCAGCUGGCCAUGCUGCUGCAUCGCAGCUCCAUCCAGUGGUGGCGCCAUACCUUCCACCGCGGCCUCUUCCUCUUCGUCAUCUCCGGCUCCUCAGCGAUUUUGGGCCUCAUGGACGCCUUCGUCGUGGAGGAGAACGAGUGGCAGGUCCUGCCGUUUCUCAACUUGCACACCACCUUGGCGUUGCUGAGCUGCGUCUUUUGCCUCAACGUCUUCAGCACGGACCGACCUGUGUUCUGGAGAGAGCGCGAGAGCGGUCUGAACAUCGCUGCUUUCUUUGUGUCAAAGAUCAUCAUGAACACGGUGGAUGUGAUUCUGCAGUGCUUUCUGUUAGCGGCCAUCUACUACAUGAUCAGGCAGCCUGACGUCUCCUUCGCGGUGUAUUUUGUGCCAUUUCUGCUGGUGUCCUUUGCAUCUUCGGGCCUGGGCUAUGCCAUUUCCACCGUCUUCCCUGCAGUGCACGGGCCCUUUAUCGCGGCCAUUGUCAUCUUUGUCAUUUGCGGUUUGUUGGGCCACCCCCUACGUGUUGAGACCAUGUCAGAUGGCGGAUGCCUGGAGGUUACAAUGGACGGCCUCUCGAUCACGCGGUGGAGUGUGGCCCUGUACUGGAACACCUACUACCACGACUUGGAUCUGGCCCGCUUCGCUUCAGACCCUUCAGCGCUCGAAGCCAUUCAGGGCAUCGACCACAUCUACCAGACGCCGACGUUGGUUCCAGACGAGCUGGCCGGCAUGCGGGUGGAGGUCUUCUUCCUAGUGGCCAUGGGCCUUGUCUGGAGCAUCAUCAGCUACCUGGCCCUUUCGCUCGCCGGGCAUCAGCGACACAGGCGAGCACGCCCCUGGAAGCAGCGACUGCAUCGCGCUCGUACCUUUGCGGACAGGGCCAGUCUGCGAAUUCUGGGGCCAGAGCGACAGGCCCACUUCAAUACUGCGAUGCGGAGCUGUGGAAGUUGCUUAUGCGGACGGGGAGAUUCCGAAUUGCCUUGA